Messenger RNA from Nymphaea colorata (pocket water lily), 1626 nucleotides. RefSeq names its product lipoyl synthase, chloroplastic. Lineage: Eukaryota; Viridiplantae; Streptophyta; Magnoliopsida; Nymphaeales; Nymphaeaceae. Gene Ontology annotation, cellular component: mitochondrion; chloroplast. The record is from RefSeq and is a predicted model, not a curated record. The coding region runs from base 87 to 1289 and encodes 400 amino acids. Gene Ontology annotation, biological process: lipoate biosynthetic process. Gene Ontology annotation, molecular function: 4 iron, 4 sulfur cluster binding; lipoate synthase activity. The transcript is spliced from 8 exons.
CAAACAUCCUUUCCCUUCCCUUCCCUCCUUUAAAAGUGUUGUGGGAGUUCCCGAGUUCUCUCUCUCUGUCGCUGCGACGGCCAUUCAUGGCCAUGGUCAAUUCUUCCCUUUCUUCUUCAUCAUCUCUUCCUUCUGCUUAUUUUCGCUCCAGAACUCCCAAUUUCGGGAUUCGUCCAAGACAGCUUUCAUUCUCUGCUAUCAAUAUCAGAUCGGAGGCGGCAGACUUAUCAUCGUCGCAGGAAGUUGGUGGAUCAACGUUGCUGUCACCGGCAGAUUCGUCCAAUCUCUUCGAAUCGUCCGCUCUUCCGGUGAGUCGGUCGUACCCUGGAGGAGUGGGGCCUUACACGGGAAGGCACCUGGACGUGAAGAAGCCCGAAUGGCUGAGGCAGAGGGCUCCAGAGGGGGAGAGGUACAAAGAGCUCAAAGGCUCGCUGGCCCAACUGAAGCUCCACACUGUCUGCGAGGAAGCCCAGUGCCCCAACAUUGGAGAGUGUUGGAAUGGAAGGGGACGGGCUGGCGAAGAAGGAGAUGGUGUUGGGACCGCAACGAUCAUGCUUUUAGGGGAUACAUGUACAAGGGGUUGUAGGUUCUGCGCUGUGAAAACUAGCAGGAAUCCUUCACCAGCAGAUCCUAUGGAACCAGAGAACACUGCAAGAGCAAUAGCUAGUUGGGGUGUUGGCUACGUUGUCCUGACAAGUGUAGAUCGCGAUGACCUACCUGAUGGAGGAAGUGGCCAUUUUGCUCAUACUGUCAUUGAGCUGAAGAGACUAAAGCCAGAAAUCCUGGUGGAAUGUUUGACUUCUGACUUCCGAGGGGAUCUAAAUGCUGUUUCAACUGUUGUCCUUUCUGGACUUGAUGUGUUUGCUCAUAACAUUGAGACUGUGAAGAGGCUUCAAAAAAUUGUGAGGGAUCCUCGAGCAGGGUAUAAUCAGAGUUUAUGUGUUUUGAAACAUGCAAAGAGCUGCAAGAGAGGAAUGAUAACAAAAUCUUCUAUAAUGCUGGGUCUUGGAGAGUCUGAUGAGGAGGUGAAGGAAGCCAUGCAGGACUUGAGAGCCAUUGGUGUUGACAUUCUGACAUUGGGGCAAUACUUACAGCCAACACCAUUUCAUUUGACCGUUAAGGAAUAUGUGACUCCUGAAAAGUUUUCCUUUUGGAAGGAGUAUGGAGAGUCAAUAGGUUUUCGUUAUGUAGCCAGUGGACCUCUGGUUCGAUCUUCUUACAGAGCAGGCGAAUUUUUCAUUGAAAGCAUGCUCAAGGAUCGGAAAGCAAGUGAUACUAUUGGACAUUAAUUUGAUAGAUUAAGUAAAGGCUGAGAAAAUGAAGAGAUGAGCUAGACCAUAGUUCAUGAGCAGAUGAAGGAUUGUCAAGUACUAGCUAGGAGUUCAGCAACCUUAUUAACUGUCCAUACUUUCACCGAAGGUGUUCUUCAUGCUUGUUAUUUUGCUAGUAACUUUUCAUUCAUCAGGCUUAUGUAAAGUAAUUUGUCAAAUUUUCUGGUGCCCAUAUAUUCUUCAGAUUGGGCAUAUUGAUGUUCUCAUCCCUUCAAAAUAGUAUAUUAAGAGGUCUCUCUUGUUCAUUAACUCUGACGUACUUCUGAGAAUGUUAGCAGUGAUGCAUUUAUACUGG